Paramecium tetraurelia is the source of this 2238-nucleotide messenger RNA. RefSeq lists its product as uncharacterized. The record is from RefSeq and is a predicted model, not a curated record. The transcript has 4 exons. Lineage: Eukaryota; Ciliophora; Oligohymenophorea; Peniculida; Parameciidae.
AUGUUUUAGGAUUAGACCAAUCAAGACGAUGUCAUUAAUAGCUUUUAAGAAAAACCAAUCAAAAUGAAAUUUGGGAGUGCUGUUAGAAAAUUAACAAUACUCCAAUAAUUCUUCAGAUAUUUGAGCAAACAAAAAAAACAAGAAAAUGUAUUUCAAUCAAAAUAGAUCCAAAGAAAACGGUAAAAGUUACCCUUUUACCCAGACCAGUUAUAUUUGUGGAAACAAUUCAUGUUGCUUUAAACAGCAGUCACACUAAUGCUUUACCCAAUCUACAUAAGUCUCUCUGAUUUCAACGAAUUUGAUUCAUUAACAAUAAUUACAUUUUUGUUGGAUGCACUCUAUUUAAUUGAUAUAAUCUUAAAAUAAAUAACUUGCCAAAUAGAUAAUAAUUACAAUUUAAUCAACAACUUUUUUGACAUCUUCCUAUUCAACCUGCAAAGAUGGCUCAUCUUCGACAUCAUUAGUAUCAUCCCCUACAAAUUAUUUGCCCCUACUUUCUUUGAUUUAAUGGGAUUAAAUCUGCUCAAAUUGUUGAGAUUCAUAAAAUACUUCUGCUAUAACGAAAGAUAAAUUUAUUAGGAAUCUCAUAAUUCUUUGGAAAAGUCUGAAUAUUUUGAAAAACUUUUUCAGUUGGAUGGCAAAAUUUUAAGUAUUUUGAAAAUAUUCAAAAACAUGCUCAUUUUCAUUAGUUUAUUUGGGUGUCUCUUUCAUUCAGUUUUGCUUUAUGAAGGACUGGCACAGAAAGAAAAUAAUUAUUCCAUCUACAUCUAAGGAUUGUACUGGGCUAUUUAAACAGUAACCGUCAUUGGCUAUGGAGACAUACCUUUGACGACCUCAAUGCAAUACAAUUUAACUAUCAUCUGGAUAUUCAUAGGAGUUGGAUUCUAUUCAUUAACAAUAGGGAAUUUAGCAGAUAUCUUAGACUAACAAUCUUCGACAGAUGGCUAUGAAGAGGAUUUGGAGGCCUUGGAAACGUUAGUGUAGAAAAUCAUAAUUCCAGAAGAGUUGAGUAAUCAGUUAUUUUCUUACUUUUAAUAUAACAUUGAGAAUAAUCCUUUUUGGAAUUACAGAAAGAUAAUAGAAACAUUGCCAUCUUAAUUAAAGAUCUUUGCCAUAGCCUUUUGUCAAAAGCAAUUGAUUGAAAAUGUCAAUAUGUUUGCUUUCAACAUUAAUUUCGCUGCAGCCAUACUACCCUACUUUACAAUGUACAAUUUCAAACAAUUUGAUACUAUCUACUACAAUGGAUCUCCAAGUUUGGAUGUCUACUUCUUAGUCUCAGGAGAAGUAAGACUAUGUGAUGAACAAGGGAACACAUUAUUAAAUAUAUAAGAAGGUUACAUAUUUGGAGAAAUCGAAAUAUUAGAAGAUUGUUAUAGAAAACAGUCAGCAGUUGCCUGUAGAGAUUCUUUGGUAAUAAUCUGUCCUAUUUCACAAUUCUUAUAAUUAAUUCAAGAUGAUGAAUCUCUGCUGUUUGAAAUUGAGUAAUUAGGGUUAAGAAGGAAACUUUUACUCUAAGAGAACCUUUCUAGGAUUAAAAAAAAUGCAAAAUAACUGAAAAGAAUCAAUGUAAUUGAAGGAGAUCCAAUGACUCAAUAUGUUUAUAAGAAGUAUUUGCUGGAAAAAUAAUUCAAAGCUAAUGUCAUUAAAGAAAGUUAUUAGCAAAUUCAUAAAAGGCUAUUGCGAAGUAUCUUUGGCCAUUAAUAAGAAAAGAAAUGGAAACAUAGAGCAAUGUUCAAAAUGGCUGUGAGGAAGAUCAUAGAUCAUCUUAAAUAAAGCAAAACUUAGAAAAAGACAAACGGUGUUAUCGGCAAACAAAUGUUGCAAAACUUUGCUCAAGUUAAAUAACAGGAAUUGAAAAUUUAAAAUUAAAUCUAUAAAAACAAAAAGAAUGGGAAAGAUCAAUAAAGAGUUAAAGUGAAAGACAUCUUAAAUCAUUUUAGUUAAAAAGAUUCUGCUCCUAUGCUUAUCACUCCUUAUCCUUAUUAUGAGGAAAUCUUGAAGGAAAGAAAAGAAGAGAAGCAGUAGUUAAAAUAAAAAUAAAAUAAAAUCUAAGAAUUGUCGAAUAGAUUGAUCAAGAUCAACCUUAUUGGACAAUACCAAAUAUGUAACACUCUUUAUGAGGACUUAAUCGAAUAAAUCGACAUCUUAUAUGAUGCACAAUAUUAAACACAUGAAUCGCAAGACCAAAUGGAAUCUGUCUACUAUUAAAUAUAUUCAUUAGUUUCAUCAAUUGAUUGA